Messenger RNA from Pipistrellus kuhlii (Kuhl's pipistrelle), 892 nucleotides. RefSeq names its product IGF like family member 4 (gene IGFL4). The record is from RefSeq and is a predicted model, not a curated record. Bases 81 to 449 code for a protein of 122 amino acids. The transcript has 4 exons. Lineage: Eukaryota; Metazoa; Chordata; Mammalia; Chiroptera; Vespertilionidae. Gene Ontology annotation, molecular function: signaling receptor binding.
GUCUAUAUAAGUCAGAGUGUACAAUCCCACACCCAGUCCUCCUGCUGCUCUGCAUAAACUACUCUGGAGCAUCAAGAACCAUGGCGCCCAGAAUCUUUGCUGCCAUCUUCAUUUUUGAACUCCUGUUUUCAGGCUCAGAAGGACUCACAGAUACUGGGCUGUGGAUGUGCCAUCCAGCACCCAGGUGUGAGGGCGAGAUCUACAACCCCUUGGAGCAGUGCUGUGAUGAGGGCACCAUCCUGUCCUUGAACCACACCCGCCUCUGUGGCCCCGACUGCACCUUCUGGCCCUGCUUCCAGCACUGCUGCCUUGAGUCCCUAGGCCCCCAGAAUUGGCAGGCUGUUGUCAGGUUUAAGGUCCCAGGCACAAAGUCCAGCUGCAUUGAUGCCCCCCUCAGCAGGAUCUGUGGCCAGGCUUUCCUGGAGAAGCACAAACUGACUUCUGACUGACAAUGACGUCCCGCCUCCAUGUCACUGGGACACAACAGGUUCGGUUCAGGAGGCUAACAAUAGGCCCCAUGGCUGCCAAAUCUGAGCCAGCCAGUAAUCCUCCCUUCAGGAAGAAACAGGGAUAUUCAUCUGCUCAUCCGUCCUUCUGUACAGUGAACAAGCUGCCAAUUCUUGGUUACUUUUUUAGAGACUUGUCUUGUUCAAGGCUCUGAAGGCCACCAGCGCUGUAGUUCUGUUUCUUCCCACCCCAAGGACCUUGCUAACGCUAACGCUUCCUGACAUUGACCCCUUUCCCUUAACCAUUUUCCCCACCAGCCUUGCAAUGUAUAGCUAACGUCCUCUGACACAGAACGAUUAUGGAGUGUAUAGUUUAAACGAGCCUUUUCAAGAGGAAUUACCCCUUCUUGGUUUGCAAACUGAUUAAAUAAUACCUGUGUUCAAAU